AUGCCGAAGGGUCCAAAACUUGUCAAAAAAGACUGGGAACAAGAUAAAGUCUAUCUGAUUCAGUUCCCAAGAACAGGAUGUAUCCCAAGUCCUUCUCCAUACUCUCUGAAAUUGGAGACAUGGCUGAGAAUGGCAGGAAUCGAGUAUGAGAAUGUGAGCAAUGAGUUCAAACAUAUGUCGAAUCGAGGCCAACAGCCAUUUAUCGAGUUGAACGGGGAGCAAGUAUCUGAUACUUCAAUCAUCAUAGAUACUCUGGCAACAAAGGUUCAAGGAAGAGAGCUCAACGAGUUGUCUACCAAAGAGAAAUCCAUCGAGCGCGCCUUCUACACUCUCAUCGAACAUCACCUCAAUUGGAUGGGAUUCUACUCUCGUAGUCAAACAUUCAAAUGGAUUGGAACGGAUGCUGGAUAUGGGAAAUCUUUCAGUGAAAUCAAAGCAUUCUUCUUAAAGAAAGUGGUUGUUCCACGUUUCGAAAGAAAGCUGAAGGCUAAGUGCGCAGGACAAUGGAUUGGAACAUUGACUAAUGAGGAGAGAAUUUCCGAGUUAAAGAAGGAUAUCAAUGCGGUUUGUGUUCUACUCGCUGACAAGCCGUUCCUCUUCGGAGAUGAGCCCAAAACGAUCGACGCUACUCUAUUCGGACACCUCGCCGAGAUCUUCUACACUCCACAGUUCACUGGAGAAAUCAAGAAGUAUAUCGAGACAACUACUCCAAAUUUGAUUGCAUAUCUCAAUCGUAUCAAGGAGAGAUUCUGGCCGGAUUGGGAUGAGAUUGGACAGACACUGAAAAUGGACACAAAAUGGAAACAGUGA
Caenorhabditis remanei is the source of this 810-nucleotide messenger RNA. RefSeq lists its product as uncharacterized. The record is from RefSeq and is a predicted model, not a curated record. The transcript has 4 exons. NCBI's taxonomy places the organism in Eukaryota, Metazoa, Nematoda, Chromadorea, Rhabditida, Rhabditidae. Bases 1 to 810 code for a protein of 269 amino acids. Gene Ontology annotation, cellular component: cytoplasm.